Messenger RNA from Galendromus occidentalis (western predatory mite), 1879 nucleotides. Its product is annotated as protein ALP1-like. The transcript is spliced from 8 exons. The record is from RefSeq and is a predicted model, not a curated record. Bases 305 to 1648 code for a protein of 447 amino acids. Lineage: Eukaryota; Metazoa; Arthropoda; Arachnida; Mesostigmata; Phytoseiidae.
ACCACUGCUAGCUCUGGAGCAGAACGCUCGCUCGUUUGCUCACCGCUUGGGACACGGACCGAUCACAAACAGAACCCCCAACCCUCGACGGUGCAUGCGGUCGUCGAAACUUCCCGGAAUCGAGUGCCCGUCUAAUUGAGUGGAUUCACCGAAAUUUUGUGCUUGCGAGAUUCUUGUGCAAGUCAGACGAUCACCGCAUCGAACCCGCCCGCCUUCAAAACUCCUAUGAUUACGGAGUGUGCGCAGCAGCUCAAGUGCUCUCGCUACGAUCCUCUGUCAAGACGAACCGACGGAAGCGUUCAAGAUGAGCGACAUUCACAGAGAUGAUGUUCUGAAGAAAUUCACCGCGACUCAGAUGCUCGGUGUGCAUUCUUCUCGAGCGAUUAAACGUCAGCGUCUCGAUCGAUACGCGAAACGCACACUGAGAAAUGUGGAGAACUUGCUCAAAUUCCAGAGGACCGGCAUGGCGAGCCGUAGAGAAAACUUCGUAGAAUGCAUCAGCAAUAUGGGAGCUCAUGCUAUAAACGUACUGUCUACUGCGGAGGUCCCAGUCGCGCCACCCCCGUCGAGUCCAUCAGAAAUCGAAGACCAACAAGUACUCGCCUUGUGCGCUCCACAGGACGACACGAAGAUCAACCUUGACAACAUAGCAGGCAACGUUUUUUUCGACCUCUUCCGAAUGACGCGCGAAACUUUCUCCUACGUCCUCGACGAAAUUUCACCGUUCAUGAUGGCUGACGAUGAGGAAGUCGAAGUAAAAGUAGCUGUCGCUCUCUGGAUUCUUGGGGGUUCGGAGGCGGUAUAUCCCCCACUGCUCAAGGUCCCCGAGGAACAAAGAAUUCAGUAUCUGCUCGAGUUUUGUCGCCAGGUUACAAAAUCUCUCAUGCCCAAGGAGAUCUCGCUUCACGAUCGGUUAGAUUCGUCGAUGUGGAACUUCCAGUGUAAAUUCGGGCUGAGGAACUGCGCCGGGGCUCUCAAUUUCACCCACAUUCCGAUUUACCUUGGCGAUAUGAAAGACGAUGCCUGUGAAUAUCUCAACAACGCCGGGUUCCGAUCGAUUAUCAUGCAGGCGGUCGUGAGCUCGGAUUACAAAUUCUGCGACCUCUCGAUAGGAUAUCCAGGCCGAACUCCGGUCGAUCAUGUUUUGUACAACUCAGCAGUCUGGCGAAAAGCGGAAUCCGGCGUACUGUUCCCCGCCGAAGGAGAGCCCGGCCCUAACCAAGGACCCCAUCCAUAUCUCAUCGCCGGCACGUGCUAUCCAUUGUCGGAAAGGAUCGUUACUCCAUUCCAAGCUCCAAAAUUCAGCGAUAUGGAGAAACGUUUCAACAACUCGAUAUACAAUGCACUCAGCGUGACUCAGAGGGCCUUCAAGCUCCUCCGCUCGAGGUUCCCGUUCCUACUCGACUUCGAUAAAGUUACGGUGGAAGACACGCCGGCAGUGGUAGCCGCCUGCUGCGUCUUGCAUAACAUCUGUGAGAGCAGACGUGAGAUAACGAGAAAGUCGUGGGAAAACAUAACCAAAACGAAGCAACACCUCAUCCUAGCUCAGGGACAGCCCGCGCUCGUUCACGAAUUGUCGCCGGAAGCUGUUGAAUUCCGUGAGCUCGUUAAGAAUAGCAUGAUACACAGUUACGAUCGUAGGUUCUGAAAUUAUUCGAGCUCCAGCCGCUCCGGCGUCACACGUGAUAUCAAAGAUACUGUUCCUGUACAUCGAAAACAAGAGAGAGACUCGGUGGGCCGCCAGAUCGAGGAUUUCCAAAGGGAGCAUCCACUCGAGCUGAAUAUACUUUGUACCGCAUUUGAACAAAAUAUUCAUCUUAUAGGCUAUGAAGAGUAUCGAUCAAUGAAUAGUUGAUCUAAUAUAAGAUAUGAAGAUGAG